UCUCCUUCCGAAGAGCAAAGAGAAACGCUGACAUUUCCCCAGUGUGCAGGUGGACGUGAUGUGGCAGCUGCCGUCUCCAUUGUUGCUUUUGCUGCUGCUUAAUCCGCCAUGGCCUUGCAACGCCGAAGGAACUCCUCUCACUCAGUGGUGCAACCCACCCGCAAAUGGCACCAUCUACCAAUACCAGGCCAAGCCUUUGAAUGGCAGUCGCUCGAUUAACUUCAGUCACUUCGCGGGAAAGACUGUCCUCUUUGUCAACGUGGCAACGUACUGAGGUUACACCUUUCAGUACGUUGAGCUGAAUGCACUUCAGGAGGAGAUGAAUAUUCACGGACUCACUAUUCUUGGCUUCCCUUGCAAUCAAUUUGGGAAACAGGAACCCGGGAAUAACCGUGAUAUCCUGCCAGCUUUGAAGCAUGUCAGACCCGGUAAUGACUUUGUUCCAAACUUUCUGCUGUUUGAGAAAGGUGAUGUGAAUGGGAAAGACGAGCAAGGGGUGUAUACCUUCCUCAAGAGCUCCUGUCCUCCGGUCUCAGACAACUUUGGUAACCCCACCAACAGGCUUUUCUGGGAUCCAUUGAAAGUCAGCGACAUCAAGUGGAACUUUGAAAAGUUCCUGGUUGGCCCGGAUGGAAAACCUGUGAUGAGAUGGCACCCGGCUGUCAGUGUUUCCGAGGUGCGAGCUGGUAUACGCAAAUACCUACUCCAGCAUUACACAGAGGAGGUUUUCAACUAGAUUGUCCAUGAUGUCGUAAAGUUGAUGUAAAUCUUGCCGUUUCCUCUAACUUGAUGGUAGCAUGCUAAAUGAAGAAGAGGUUUGAAAACAGUGUCUGUGGAGCCUCUUUGGAGUCUGAGAUUCAAGGCCAGCUUUUCAGUGCAUUCAAGCUGUCUUGCUAUAUCUCACAGCAUCAUGUUAUCUUCACAAACUGGAACCUGCUGGCAUUUACAGCCUCGAUGUCAACAACUUCUAAUAAACUAAUGGCAACUGUG
This is a messenger RNA of Hippocampus comes (tiger tail seahorse), 990 nucleotides long. RefSeq names its product glutathione peroxidase 3 (gene gpx3). Gene Ontology annotation, molecular function: glutathione peroxidase activity. NCBI's taxonomy places the organism in Eukaryota, Metazoa, Chordata, Actinopteri, Syngnathiformes, Syngnathidae. The transcript has 5 exons. Gene Ontology annotation, biological process: response to oxidative stress. The record is from RefSeq and is a predicted model, not a curated record.